This is a messenger RNA of Hyaloscypha bicolor E, 1476 nucleotides long. RefSeq lists its product as uncharacterized. The coding region runs from base 46 to 1320 and encodes 424 amino acids. Lineage: Eukaryota; Fungi; Ascomycota; Leotiomycetes; Helotiales; Hyaloscyphaceae. The record is from RefSeq and is a predicted model, not a curated record. Gene Ontology annotation, biological process: regulation of DNA-templated transcription. The transcript has 3 exons. Gene Ontology annotation, molecular function: zinc ion binding; DNA-binding transcription factor activity, RNA polymerase II-specific.
UCACCUCUCUUCAUCACAACUCCAACCAGCUCACCGAUACCAAAAAUGUUUACAACUCUCCGAUACGUCAAGGACACGGCUCUUGUUCCCGAACGAGAAGGGCAUGUACUUGCUCAUCUAGCGUGCAAAGCGUGCCGUUCCAGAAAGUUGAAAUGCACCGGAGAAAGCAACGGCUGCCGUAGGUGUCUGUCUAAGGAUGUCACGUGUACCUACCCUGACCCUUCCCAAAGGACCCGGUCUAGGGACAUUCAGAAAAGAGCCAAGACAAAACUGGCUUCUCAGGUCCCGCUACCCCCGGCUUCUGUAAAUACCAAAGAUCAAGUCUCAGACCGAACUAUUGCCGGUCACGAACUCACUCCGGCCCCUCCAAGUCCUUGGGCCGGAGCUGCAUUCAAACGCGGGAAUGAUGGGUCCUUCCUUGAUGCCUUUCUCGGAGAUGGGUCCAUGAGUGAGGAGCUUAGUUUCCUGAGUGAAGAUAUGCAGGUUGAGGGGGCGGGAUUCUUUCCUUUGGAUCAUUACUCUUGCUUGGAUGACUUUCUUGAGACGGGGUGGAGCACUUCAGCUUCUUCUGGCCUCGUCGACAACUCCCCUUUUCUGAGUUCACCAUUUUCAACUUAUGGACCCCAACUCGCUUCCAGCACGGCAGAAAGGAGAAAAUCUCCAGAACCACGCAUUUUGAUGCCCACCACACCCAACACGCCACCUAACCUCUUACCCACCAGCUCCUCUUCCCUCUCGCCUUCGCCCUCUCCCAAUCAAACACCGCCACCAUGCAACUGCCUCCCCACCGCCCUGCAAAUGCUCUCCGCAAUAACCAUCAACGAAUCCAGCAUUCGCAACAUCCCGCGCACAAUCCGCCUCAACAAAUACAUCCUCCAACAAAGCAAGACACUCUUCUCCUGCACCUCGUGCUCCGACACCACUGCGGCGUCAACAAUGACGAUCCUCACCGUGCUCUGCCAAAAGGUGAUGUCGUCGUACGAGCACGUCGUCUCCUUGCUCGCAAGACAGUAUUAUGCGCUGCAUCACUUGUCAAUGGACAACGUCCCUACCUAUCUUCGAAUCUUUGACGAUGUUGAAGUUGAGGAAGGACGGAGCGAGCAGCAAUUCCAGCUGAGCGAGUACGAAGUUGAGAAAUUCGAGGAGCCGUGUUUGUUCUCCGGGCUCGUGGCGCUGCAGCUUGGUAUUCUUAGAGCGUUUCUACUGAGGUUGAAAGAGGCGCCUGAGAGAUUGGCAGGUGAGUAUUUCACGCUUUUGGAUUCGGUGGACAAAAGAGUUAUGAAGCUGGGACGGUUUUGUAGCGCCAGUUGUGAAGUGUAGUUUCUUGUUGAAGUUUAACUUGAAUUAUAUAAAUGAUAUAGUACAUGAGAAAUGAAUUACAUUACAGCCAGCAAAGAGCAGCCUGUCUCCUAAGCCAAGUCAUUACCCCGUUCUAAUUGACAACACUUCUUAUGUUUAUAGUAAGAUCAGCAGUCC